Molecule: messenger RNA, 1656 nt
Organism: Phaeoacremonium minimum UCRPA7
Lineage: Eukaryota; Fungi; Ascomycota; Sordariomycetes; Togniniales; Togniniaceae
Product: putative nadh-ubiquinone oxidoreductase 40 kda subunit protein
Exons: 11
Coding region: 1-1656 (551 amino acids)
Cellular component (GO): mitochondrion
Molecular function (GO): protein-containing complex binding; protein-lysine N-methyltransferase activity
Source: RefSeq, a predicted model, not a curated record
AUGGUGGAGGGUCAUGCUUACGGAUAUAUCACAGCGCGACAAGGAUGUCAGGUUGUGGUGCCUUACCGGGAGGAGAUGGCAAAGCGCCAUCUCAAGGUCACAGGUGAUCUCGGCAGAGUCGUCUUCAUUGAAUACGAUUUACGAAACACCCAGUCGAUCGAAGAGGCCGUUCGCCAUUCUGAUGUUGUCUACAACCUGGUUGGCCGAAACUAUCCCACCAAGAACUUCUCCCUCGAGGAUGUCCACGUUGAGGGUACUGAGCGGAUUGCCGAAGCCGUGGCUAAGUACGACGUGGAUCGCUUCAUUCAUGUCUCUUCUUACAAUGCUGAUCCUACAUCCACCUCCGAUUUCUUUGCUACGAAGGGUCGGGGUGAGCAAAUUGUGAGGAGUAUCUAUCCCGAGACUACCAUUGUGCGACCGGCGCCGAUGUUUGGUUUCGAGGAUAAUCUCCUCAUUAGGUUGGCUGGUGUUUACAACCUCUUCACCUCCAACAACAUGGAGGAGAGAUAUUGGCCAGUCCACGUUAUCGAUGUUGGUCAAGCCCUGGAACUGAUGCUGUACGACGACAAUACGGCAUCUCAGACAUACGAACUCUAUGGUCCCAAGAACUACUCAACAGCGGAGAUUGCUGAGCUUGUAGAUCGUGAGAUCUUCAAGAAGCGCAGGCACAUCAACGUUCCGAAGUCUGUUCUCAAGCCAGCUGCAACUCUUCUCAACAAGUUGUUGUGGUGGCCCGUCCUGUCGGGCGAAGACGUCGAGAGGGAGUUCCACGACCAGAUUAUUGACGAAACCGCCAAGACUUUCAAGGAUCUCGGUAUUGAGCCUGGCGACAUCAGCAAAUUCACAUACCACUACCUGCAAGGAUACCGAAGCUCAGCAUACUACGAUCUGCCGCCAGCAACAGAGAAGGAGAAGAGGGAGGAGAGGCAAUACAUCCACGUCACCUUGUCAUCCCAUGCGCUUGACGCUUUGAAAGACUUUUACGCAGACCGAGAUGCACGAGCCAAGCAGUUUGAGGAGCUGAAAGCUGUAUCGGAGGAGGAGGCUUCAGGCAGGGCUCAGCAGCCGCUGUCCAUGGAAGCGUUCACGGAAGACUGGAAUGAAUCUCAAUUUUGGUACUCAGAAGAAACGGCCAAUCUUCUUGCGCGGGAGCUGCUCGAUGGUGCAACCGAAGAGACGACCAUCGCCGUCGUUUCUGCACCGAGUGUUUUCGUUGCGCUGAAAAACAUUCUUGCAUCAGCAGGACCAGAUCAACCGAAGCCUAAGUUGACUCUACUCGAGCAUGACAACAGGUUCGCCGUGUUCCCAGAGUUCGUCUUCUAUGACUUCAUGCAGCCCGUAAAGCUUCCAGCAAGUUUGAAGGGCUCAAUAGAUCGCAUCAUCUGUGAUCCUCCAUUUCUAAGUGAGGACUGCCAAACGAAAGCUGCACUGACGGUCCGUUGGAUGUCGAAACCAGCCAGUGAAGUGCCAGUCGGCCAAAGAAUAAUUGUGUGCACGGGCGAGCGCAUGGAGACACUCAUCACAAAGCUAUACAAGCCGUUCGGAGUGAAGACGACAAGCUACGAACCGGUGCAUGCUAGGGGCCUGAGCAACGAGUUCUACUGCUACGCCAGCUUCGAGUGCGAUCAGUGGAAAUGGAGAGCAGGUCAACAGUAA